AUGUUUAAGAAGAAAGAAUGGCUAUCUGUUGAGAUCAUCAGAGCAUUUUUUCUUGCUGCUGUUUCAUGUGUGGUACUCAGUCUUCAGGCCCUGUGCAAGCGGGAGAAUAGGGAUGCUGGCAUUCUCACAGUUCAGUUUGUUGACUUGCUGGAAAUCAAACUGAUAGACUCCCGGAGUGUUCUAACCGGUGACAGCAUUAAAGAACUGGGAAGCAAAAUUCCAGGAGCAUCUGCUGCUGUUACUCAGGCUUCAUCAAUCACUGACCAGGUUCAGAGUGUUGCUUCAAGUGUUCUAGGGGCUGUUGAGACACCUAUAAAUGACGCGAUUCUGAAGAAUUUCUCUUUGAGGACAAAAAGAUAUUGUGUGGGAUACAGCAACAGAAAUGAUUGUGAGAACUUGCUCAUCAAGUUAUCAAAAUUCUGGCCAAAGUUCAUUAUCAGCAGAAAAACCUGUCAACUGAGCAGGAAGAAACCAUCAGAAUCAUUCAAGAAGUAUGUAGCAAGGAUUACUCCUGCCACCAUCCAGGCCUUCUUGAUUGUUGACUUGUCUGCUGUUCUGAUACUGGCCACACUGCUUGUUUUCUCACUCUGA
Molecule: messenger RNA, 591 nt
Organism: Blastomyces gilchristii SLH14081
Lineage: Eukaryota; Fungi; Ascomycota; Eurotiomycetes; Onygenales; Ajellomycetaceae
Exons: 2
Coding region: 1-591 (196 amino acids)
Source: RefSeq, a predicted model, not a curated record